Molecule: messenger RNA, 390 nt
Organism: Cheilinus undulatus (humphead wrasse)
Lineage: Eukaryota; Metazoa; Chordata; Actinopteri; Labriformes; Labridae
Gene: calca
Product: calcitonin/calcitonin-related polypeptide, alpha
Exons: 3
Coding region: 1-390 (129 amino acids)
Cellular component (GO): extracellular region
Molecular function (GO): hormone activity; calcitonin receptor binding
Source: RefSeq, a predicted model, not a curated record
AUGAUAAUGCUGAAACUCUGGACACUCCUUCUCGUCUACGCGCUGGUGGUAUGUCAGAUGUACGUCUCACAUGCAGCUCCCUCCAGCAAGGAGUUGAUGUCAGACGGAGUCACAUUAUCGGAUGAUGAUGUACAAAAGCUACUCAGAGCUAUCAAGGAAUUCAUGCAGAUCACUUCAGAUGAGCAAGACCCGCAAACAGCUGAUGGAAACAGCCUGGACAGACCCGUGUCUAAGCGCUGCACUGGCUUAAGCACAUGUGUGCUGGGCAAACUCUCCCAGGAUAUUCACAAACUUCAAACCUAUCGCCGCACUGACGUGGGAGCAGGGACGCCUGGCAAGAGGCGAAGUCUGUCCGAGCGAUAUGAAAACUACAGCAACUCAUACAACUGA